Molecule: messenger RNA, 1821 nt
Organism: Eimeria maxima
Lineage: Eukaryota; Apicomplexa; Conoidasida; Eucoccidiorida; Eimeriidae
Product: zinc finger MYND domain-containing protein, putative
Exons: 2
Coding region: 1-1821 (606 amino acids)
Molecular function (GO): protein binding
Source: RefSeq, a predicted model, not a curated record
AUGUCCCGGGUGUGCCUGCGCACUAUCUCAUUUGAUCACGGAUCUGUUGAUGCUGCUGCGGAUGCUGUCAGAUCCGAGGGACUGCAAGGAGGCCUGCAGUCUCUGGGACUGCCUGCGCUACCUAGACCCGGCCAACUAGAAGCAAUUGUGGAUCGACUCUCUGCAAAUGUGCACUCUAUAACAGUUUCUGGGGAUUCCGGGGCUCAUGCGCUCUCCGGGGACUGCCCUCCAAGGGCCUGCCCCUGCUGCGAUCCAGGGAAGGAAGUGGCAGUUGGGCUGUACGGCCAGCCGCUGUGUCGAUUUAACCAUUCUUGCUUCCCUAAUGCUGCCAUUGUAUUUGGAGGGGCCCAGGGGCCGUUGGAAAUGGCUGUUGUUGCCUCAAGGUCUAUUUUAUGCGGCGAAGAGGUCUGCAUUUCUUACGUUUCUCCCGCCGCUGUGCGACAGGAGAGGCGUAACAAGCUGUAUCUUGCAUAUGCAUUUACUUGCACAUGCGUACUUUGCUGCUGUUGCAUCGAUUAUACGAGCAGCAGCAAUGCCAUUACCCGUGGAAACCACGACUGCAGUGGCAGCAGUGAGUUCAGCAGCGAAGGCGACAAAACCAGCACGAAAAUUCCUUCCAGAUGCAGCAGCAACAGCAGCAACAAGAACACAAAAAGGGGGCAUCACCCUUGUUCCAUUUCUUUUUCUCCUGCGGAGGCGUUUGAUUUGCAGUUGCGUGCUGUUUUUUGUCCGAGGGCCCCGUGCGUUUCGAUAAGAAGUACAGAAAAGGCAAAUGUCCUUCUCUGCUUAGAAAAUGCCAACCGGGAAUAUCUCAACAGUUUCUGCCGUCGUGGAAAGGCACCUAAUGACGAGCCUAACGGCGGAUUAUCCAGCACCUACGUACAUACCGCAGAUCCUAGGGGACCAGAAGGGGCCGCCCGCCGUCGGCGGUUGCAUCUGCCGGUGCUUUGCAUGCAGAGACCAGGGGAGGGCUUGUGGGAGCCGGUGCAACUUUCUACAGGAGAUCGUCCGCCACAGCAAGCGCCGAAUCGGGGGUCUUCCUCUCAAGGAAACACAAGUAUUACACUCAUUCCUGAAGAACUGCAACAAUCGGCACUUGCUCAUGGUCACACAGUUGUGGCGCCGCCUCCGCCCGUCAUUCGCUGCUGCGCGUGUGGGGAUACUUCCGAACAAGGGGACGUUGUGCGCGUAGUGGAGUUUAUGAGGAAGUUGAAGGAAAGCGCCCAGCGCCUAGCGCAAGCUUCUUGCACGGAUCAAAGUGAGGCUGUUGAGGUGGAGGGAAGGGCCGCCCUUAAGUUGUUUUCUGUAGUUCGGCAAUAUGCACAUCCCGGAAAUUUGUUCCUUUUGAAUAUUGCGGAAAGCCUUAGCCGUUCUUGCAGGGGGUUUGUUGCCCUUUACAAUGGCAUCGGGCUGACGGUUUCCCAGCAUCUUUCCCGCGCUGCUGUAGCUCUGUACGGCCGGUGCAGCACCCAACAUGCAGACCACCUACUCACUGAAGGCUCUCUCCUGCAUUUCCUCUCCCAAGCAGAUACUGAGGAGGAGGCUGCCCAUGCCUGGUCGCUGUGGGCCGGAGGGGACCCUAUAAUGGCAGAGACCGAAGGUGCAAUGGGGGCUAUGGCCCGCGUAGAAGCAUUCGAUGAUGAGAGGGUCUCCGAAACGAGGGCCAAGUUAGCACUCCAGGCUCGUGAAUGUCUACUACAGGCAUGCGGCAUUUUCUUUUCAUAUGAGGGCUGCUGCGCAGAGAGACACAAGGGUCGACUUGCUGAAGGGCGCAUUGCUGACUGUGAGAGGGAGCUGCAUGCCUUGGGAUUUAAUUCCUAG